This is a messenger RNA of Amborella trichopoda, 1596 nucleotides long. Lineage: Eukaryota; Viridiplantae; Streptophyta; Magnoliopsida; Amborellales; Amborellaceae. The record is from RefSeq and is a predicted model, not a curated record.
UGCAUGGGGUAGCAGUGGCGGGAACUCCACCAUACAAAACCUAUCCUCUCUCUCUCUCUCUCUCUCUCUCUCUCUCUCCUCUGCAUCCCCCUCAUCGCCAUGGAAGGUGUCAUCUCAUCUACUUUUUCACUUCUGUCUCCUUUUCCCCUCAUUAAUCAUACUGCCAAGUAUUCAUCCCUUCACAUUUCUCCUUCGAGAUUUCGGAACAUCUUAGCAAAAAGAUGCAACUUCAAUACAAGGGCAACUGGAGAAGAAGAUGAGGGAUACUUGAUAGAUGCUCCUGUUUCUGUCGGUGAUGGUUUCUCUUUUAGCGGAGGAAAGUAUUCGGAUGCGCCGAGCCUCUCAGAUGAAUGGUUUAAGCAAGGGAAGAUUGUUAAAGCUCAUCCUGUUCUUGGCACUGGUGAGAAGGCAAAGGAUCCGAUAUUUGGUCUUACAAUGGGUGUGGGUUCUCAGGCCUCUUCUGAUGUUUUCAGAUGGUUCUCUGUUGAGAGUGGAAGAACGGGCAAGCAUCUGGUUAUAUUGAUUCAUGGUUUCCCAUCACAGGCAUACUCUUAUCGAAAAGUUAUUCCUAUCCUUGCUGUUGACUAUCAUGUCGUUGCUUUUGAUUGGCUUGGAUUUGGAUUUUCAGACAAGCCUCAACCAAAAUAUGGUUUUGAUUACACUUUGAAUGCAGAAUAUGUUGAUUCACUGGAUUCUCUUCUAAGUGAAUUUGUUGCAGGUAAUGUUUCACUGGUCGUCCAGGGAUACUUUGCUCCAGUUGUUGUCAAAUAUGUUUAUUCCCAUCAAGAAAAUGUGAAGAAUCUCAUACUUGUUAAUCCUCCGCUGACAGAUAAACAUGCCAAAUUGCCAUCGACCUUGUCAUCAUUCAGCAAUUUUUUGUUGGGUGAAAUCUUUUCCCAGGAUCCUCUUAGAGCGAGUGAUAAGCCCUUGACCAACUGUGGGCCUUAUGCAAUGAAAGAAGAGGAUGCUAUGGUUUACAGGAGACCUUACCUUACAUCCGGUUCUUCUGGUUUUGCACUAACUGCAUUAAGUAGGUCCAUGAAGAAGGAGUUGAAGGCCUAUGUUGAAGAAACGAGAAGAAUAUUAUCAAGCCAAACAUGGAUGGUUAAUACAACAAUAUGUUGGGGUAGGCGUGACCGAUGGUUGAGUUAUGAUGGAGUUCAAGACUUUUGCAACCUUUCAAACCAUAAACUGGUGGAACUUCCAAUGGCUGGUCAUCAUGCUCAAGAGGAUUGUGGGGAAGAACUUGGUGGGAUCAUUGCUGGCCUUCUUCGCAACAAGAGAACCUAAGCUAGGAAUCAGGCUUGGGCUUGAGUGGUUAGCCGCUGACAGUUAGCAGCGAUAUCUCAAGUUCGAUUCCUACUGCUAAACUACCCAAAAAAACCAAAAAAAAAAAAAAAGGAGAGCAUAAGCUGUUGUGUUAUCUGCUUUGCCAGACAGUGAAAGGAGUAUUAUGAAAAUAUGUGAAGCAGGCCUUUUUGGGUGACUGAACCAGGCCGAUAUUGACAUAUUGUGUUUGAUGUAUAAGAUUUUAUAUUUGAACCCUUGGAGAAAUCUUUGAUUGAUUGUAAUUAGUUUGUUUGUUGGUUGCAUUUU